Messenger RNA from Centropristis striata (black sea bass), 3565 nucleotides. RefSeq names its product exostosin-1. The record is from RefSeq and is a predicted model, not a curated record. The transcript has 13 exons. Lineage: Eukaryota; Metazoa; Chordata; Actinopteri; Perciformes; Serranidae. Gene Ontology annotation, molecular function: glycosyltransferase activity. Gene Ontology annotation, cellular component: membrane. Bases 550 to 2877 code for a protein of 775 amino acids.
AGGUGAUCGCGUGUCUGCACCGUCGCACCGUGGAUACCUGAGAGAAAAUCCCUCCGUGGCCGUUCCUCGAGGAAACUUUGUGAGUGGGACGCGGUGGAGGAUGAAGCCGGCGCACCUUUCGGCGCUUCCGUGCGGACGCAGAGCUCAGUGACUUGCUCCCUUUACACGUGUUAUUAAAAAAAAUAUAAUUUAUGAGUUGUGUGGAUGGAUUUGUGAGCUGGAGAAGAAUGUGUAUCCGGACUGUGGAGUCCUGUUCGGGCUGGAGGGGAGAGCAGCGGAUGUGCCAAUCUCUUCCUGGGACCACAGGUGUUCCCUGUAAACAGUGACCAAAUCCCAAAAUGCCGAGCUGUGGAUAGAGAGGCUGCCCUGUGGGUGGAGCUGACCUGUGUCUACCUCCCUGCACCUCCUCUCCUCUCCUCUCCUCUCAUCAUUUCCUAGUUCCUCCACCUCCCCUUCUCCCUCCUCUCCAGCCCUCCAUCCUCCCCUUUACUCUCUUCUCUCCCUGUCUCGAUCCCACCACCUCCUCCUCUUCCUCCCCCCGCAGCACACAUGCAGGCCAAGAAGCGGUACCUGCUCGUGUCUGUGGGGGCUGGUCUUCUCUUCCUCGUCUACCUGUGGGCUCUGCAAAUCGGGGACUUCCAGCAGCACCCGUACCAAUAUCACCAGUUUCCCCAGUACCCUGAAUACCACCAGUACCACCAGCAGGAGUACCAGUACUACCACCACCAGAGCCAGGAGGUGUACCAGCCCCAGCCUUUGCCCCAGAGAAGCCCCUCCAGACCGCCGAGGCACUGGCCCGAGUCCACCCAGCUGCUGGAGCCGUACCUGGAGGGAGGAGAGCAAGAGGAGGACAGCCCUCAGCUCCAUCACCAGCACACCUCGCCUCGGGAACGACGUGCGAUCCGCGACAACAUCUACAAGAACAAGCGCUGCCGCAUGGAAACCUGCUUCGACUUCGCUCGCUGCCAGUCGGGCUUCAGGGUUUACAUCUACCCUCCGCAGAGAGGGGACGAGGUCUCCGAGACCUACCAGAAGAUCCUGUCGUCCAUCGAGGAGUCUCGCUUCCACACCAAAGACCCGUCGCGGGCCUGUCUCUUCGUCCUGGCCUUGGACACGUUGGACAGGGACCAGCUUUCGGCUCAGUACGUCCAGAACGUCCGGCUCCGCAUCCAGAGCCUGCCGACGUGGAACGAUGGCAGAAACCACCUCAUAUUCAACCUCUACUCCGGCACCUGGCCGGACUACACCGAGGACCUGGGCUUCGAGGUGGGCCAGGCCAUGUUGGCCAAGGCCAGCGCUGAUGUGGUCAACUUCAGACCCAACUUUGAUAUCUCCAUCCCUCUGUUCUCCAAGGAGCACCCGCUGAAAGGAGGCGGCAUGGGUUACCUGACGCUCAACGACGCACCGCCGUCCAGGAAGUACCUGCUGGUUUUCAAAGGGAAGCGGUACCUGACGGGUAUCGGCUCCGAGACGAGGAAUGCUCUCUAUCACAUCCACAACGGGGAAGAUAUUAUUCUGCUGACUACAUGUAAACACGGCAAGGACUGGGAGAAACACAAGGACUCUCGCUGUGACCGGGACAACGAAGAAUACUCAAAGUUCGACUACCAGGAGCUGCUCCACAACUCCAGUUUCUGCCUGGUGCCCCGGGGCCGACGUCUUGGAUCUUUCCGCUUCCUGGAGGCCCUGCAGGCGGCUUGUAUCCCUGUUAUCCUGAGUAACGGCUGGGAGCUUCCCUUCUCUGAGGUCAUCGACUGGAGGAAAGCCGCCAUCAUCGGGGACGAGAGACUUCUGCUGCAGGUUCCCUCCAUUACCCGGUCUGUGGGCCGUGACAGGAUCCUGGCUCUCCGCCAGCAGACUCAGUUCCUCUGGGACGCCUACUUUUCUUCUGUAACCAAAAUCGUCUUAACAACUCUGGAGAUCAUCCAGGACCGUGUGGACUCCCAUGUGUCCAGAAGCCGCUUGCUGUGGAAUUCCCUCCCUGGUGGUCUCUAUGCACUCCCCCAGUACUCCACUGACCCCGCCCAGUUCCCUUUUUACUAUGCCAUACUGGGUAAGAGCCCGUCGCAGCAGUUCACAGCUGUGAUCCACUCGGUGACUCCUCUGCAGGCCCAGAUCUCCCCCGUGGUGAAGCUCAUCAUCGCUGUAGCCAAGUCCAAGUUCUGUGCACAGAUUCUGGUUUUAUGGAACUGCGACAAGCCUUUACCUCCCAGGAACAAGUGGCCCUCCACCAGCGUGCCUCUCACUGUCAUCGAAGGACAGACCAAGACCAUGAGCAGUCGUUUUGUCCCCCACGACAUCGUCCUCACUGACGCCGUCCUCAGUCUGGAUGAAGACUCGGUUCUCUCGACAAACGAGGUGGAUUUUGCCUUUAUUGUAUGGCAAAGCUUUCCGGAGCGUAUCGUUGGUUAUCCAGCAAGGAGCCACUACUGGGACAGCUCCAGAUCCCGCUGGGGCUACACCUCUAAAUGGACCAAUGACUACUCUAUGGUCCUGACGGGGGCAGCUUUCUACCACAGAUACUAUCACUACCUGUUCACCCACUACGUCCCUGCCAGCCUGCUGACCAUGGUGGACCGUAUGGCUAAUUGUGAAGACAUCCUGAUGAACUUUCUGGUGUCGGCCGUUACCAAGCAACCGCCAAUCAAAGUCACACAGAAGAAGCAGUACAAGGAAACCAUGAUGAGUCAGGGCUCCAAGUCGUCUCGGUGGGCCGACCCGGACCACUUCGCCCAGCGUCAGACCUGCAUGAACGCCUUCAGUCACUGGCUGGGUUUCAUGCCCCUGGUGCACUCCCAGAUGAGGCUGGACCCUGUGCUGUUCAGGGACCAAGUUUCCAUCCUGAGGAAGAAAUACAGGGACAUUGAGAGGCUGUGAAUGCACAGGGAUACACACCGAGUCAUUGUGUGUGUUCGAGAGAGGUCGUGACAAGAAUACACACGGCGAAUGUGAACAUUUGUGAGGCUAUAAAGGAAAACUCACACACGGACACUGGACAUAAAAAAGAUAAAACACUGAGGUACGCAUAAGGCAUUUAACUGCGUAUUUCUAUGAAAAAAAGAAGACAGAUUCUUUAUGCGAGGGUGAUAACAGCGAGUGACUGUGCAUACCCGCCAUCUGUGACAAUACACAUAAAUAUGAAUGCAUGGAUACACAUGCAACAAAGACCUGACCACAGACAUACAGUAUGUGUUGCAUGGUUUGAACAAGACAACUGUACAAGGACCUGAAAACAUAAUGUGUUUGAAUAAAAAAAAAAAAAAAAAAUCUAAGAGCUAUGUUUAUUGUGGAAGUUGGCAGUAAAGGAGUAUACAGUAUAAUGUUGGACAAAAGGUUUAAAGAGAUUUAUGGGUUAUAGAUUGUAUUCAUAAAGUCAAACGACGCACUCUCUGGGUUUAUGUAUGUACAGUAAAAACACAUUGUGGACAAAAGGGACAAAGUGAAGCUUCUGGGUCGGGCCACGUGACAGCUGCUACCCCACAAACACCCAGAGACAGUGGCAACACGCCUCCUGUAUACUAUUGUAGAUUUUCAGCAGCAGUUCCUGUCUGUAUGAAGCAAAUAA